This is a messenger RNA of Hermetia illucens (black soldier fly), 1751 nucleotides long. RefSeq names its product probable 26S proteasome non-ATPase regulatory subunit 3 (gene Rpn3). Gene Ontology annotation, molecular function: enzyme regulator activity. Gene Ontology annotation, biological process: regulation of protein catabolic process; ubiquitin-dependent protein catabolic process. The transcript is spliced from 2 exons. The record is from RefSeq and is a predicted model, not a curated record. NCBI's taxonomy places the organism in Eukaryota, Metazoa, Arthropoda, Insecta, Diptera, Stratiomyidae. Gene Ontology annotation, cellular component: proteasome complex; proteasome regulatory particle, lid subcomplex. The coding region runs from base 159 to 1649 and encodes 496 amino acids.
CGGCCAUGUUUAUUACUCGACAGUUUUUGACGGCCGAGUGAAAACUUCAAAGUAAUCCAAUCAGCGACUAGUUUUGCACGAAUUUAAUUUCCAAAACGUUGUGAGUGAAAAACUAGAUAAAUUAUUUGAGAAAGAGUUAGUGAAGUCACACGGAAAUCAUGACUGUCCAACAAGAAACGGCAAUUCAAGAUGUUGAGAUGGAAAAUGCAGACAAUGCCGGCACGGCCGAGGAUGCAGAGACGGCAAAGAAAGAUGCUGACUUGCUUACGAUCCAGGAGAUCAGGGAGCAAUGCAGGCAGAUCGAGAAGGCUGUGACGAGUAAGGAGCCGAGGUACAUUCUUCGUGUUUUGCGCGGUCUGCCCAACACACGUCGCAAGACAAAUCCCAUUGUUCUCAAGCAUUUGGCCACUCAUCUGUAUCCGCAGGGAGCCGAGCGAGAUACAAUUGUGUCGUACAUCCCCCCACCAGCGCCAGGAGCUCACGAGCCUGAGGGUUUGAAGAGCAGACCAGCCACGAAGCCGCCAGUGCCCGAGGUCGAUGUCUAUUUCCACUUGCUCACGCUCGUACGCCUUUUGGAUGAUAAGCUGCUGCCCAAAGCAAUGCAAUGUUCAGAGGCGCUGAUGAAGAAAAUGACGAGCCAGAACCGGAGAACUCUGGAUCUGAUCGCGGCCAAGUCGUACUUCUAUCACUCGCGCAUUGCCGAGCUCACCAACAACUUGGAGAGUAUCCGACAGUUCUUGCACGCUCGCCUGCGCACAGCCACGCUCAGGAAUGAUUUCGAGGGACAGGCGGUCAUCAUAAACUGCUUGCUCCGGAACUACUUGCACUAUUCGCUGUACGACCAGGCGGACAAACUGGUCAAGAAGUCAGUGUUCCCCGAGUCAGCCAGUAACAACGAAUGGGCUCGAUUCCUGUACUACCUGGGCCGCAUUAAGGCCGCGAAACUGGAGUACAGUGUCGCGCAUAAACACUUGGUACAAGCUUUAAGGAAGGCACCUCAACACGCCGCAGUUGGCUUCCGCCAGACCGUCCAGAAGCUAAUCAUCGUAGUCGAGCUCCUCCUGGGCAACAUCCCCGAGCGCCAGAUAUUCCGCCAAGCUGCCCUUCGUAAGUCCCUGGCGCCAUACUUUCAACUCACACAGGCUGUGCGUCUAGGCAACCUCCAGCGGUUCGGUGAGGUGGUCGAGAACUUCGGACCCAAGUUCCAGCAGGACCACACUUACACGCUCAUCAUCCGCUUGCGGCACAACGUGAUCAAGACCGCCAUCCGGUCGAUUGGGCUCUCCUACUCGCGGAUUUCGCCACAAGACAUCGCCAAAAAGCUCGGCCUCGAUUCGGCCGAGGACGCAGAGUUCAUUGUGGCCAAGGCCAUCAGGGAUGGCGUUAUCGAGGCGACACUCGACCCAGGACAAGGCUACAUGCGCAGCAAGGAGAGCACAGAUAUCUACAGCACGCGGGAACCGCAGCUGGCGUUCCAUCAACGAAUCUCGUUCUGUUUGGAUUUGCACAACCAGAGCGUGAAGGCGAUGCGAUAUCCGCCGAAAUCGUACGGAAAGGAUUUGGAAAGCGCCGAGGAGCGACGGGAACGAGAACAGCAGGACUUGGAACUGGCGAAAGAAAUGGCUGAGGACGACGAUGACGGAUUUUAAACGCUUGUGGGAGUUAGGGUUUUCCAAGUUUUCGUUUAUUUCGAAUUGAUUCGGUCGAUUUAAUUGCUUAACAUGAAAUAUAUUUACUAAUUCGUAGAAUAA